UUUAAUUGUUCCUUCAAUCAGGGGUUCAGCAUCGCCGCUUAUAGAGAGUGAGACGAAGACACAAGCUCGAAGCGAAAACCAUGGCGGCACCCGUGGCAAAGGAGUCAGUUCAAUGUUUCGGCCGGAAGAAGACCGCCGUGGCGGUCUCUCACUGCAAGCGCGGCCGCGGCCUCAUCAAAAUCAACGGCAAGCCGAUCGAGCUCGUGGAGCCGGAGAUCCUCCGCUACAAGGCGUUCGAGCCGAUCCUCCUCCUCGGCCGCCACCGCUUCGCCGGAGUCGACAUGCGCAUCCGCGUCAAAGGCGGAGGCCACACCUCGCAGAUCUACGCCAUCCGGCAGUCCAUCGCCAAGGCGCUCGUCGCCUUCUACCAGAAGUACGUCGAUGAGCAGUCGAAGAAGGAGAUCAAGGACAUCCUCGGCAGGUACGACAGGACGCUCCUCGUCGCCGAUCCCAGGCGCUGCGAGCCGAAGAAGUUCGGCGGUCGCGGUGCUCGCGCUAGGUUCCAGAAAUCGUACCGUUGAAAUCCUGGUAGUAGCUAUUGCCUUCUGAUAGUAUGCUUCUGGACUAAAAUUCUAGUUUGUUUUUGCUGUUUUGUUAUUUUCUCGAGGCUAUAUCGGAUCAUUAAUGAACAUGCCUUUCGUUUUGAGCUAUAAUUCGGAAAAGUGUUGAAUUCUGAUGUGUUUUUAAAUGUUUAUCAUCGUUGUGUCUUCAGUUGAAUUGAUAUCCAACCCUUGAAUUGUUGUUUCUCUUUAA
This is a messenger RNA of Salvia splendens (bonfire salvia), 753 nucleotides long. RefSeq names its product 40S ribosomal protein S16. The coding region runs from base 81 to 521 and encodes 146 amino acids. Lineage: Eukaryota; Viridiplantae; Streptophyta; Magnoliopsida; Lamiales; Lamiaceae. The record is from RefSeq and is a predicted model, not a curated record. Gene Ontology annotation, cellular component: cytosolic small ribosomal subunit; ribosome. The transcript has a single exon. Gene Ontology annotation, biological process: maturation of SSU-rRNA from tricistronic rRNA transcript (SSU-rRNA, 5.8S rRNA, LSU-rRNA); translation. Gene Ontology annotation, molecular function: RNA binding; structural constituent of ribosome.